Messenger RNA from Penicillium brasilianum, 2172 nucleotides. The record is from the annotation of a GenBank genome assembly. NCBI's taxonomy places the organism in Eukaryota, Fungi, Ascomycota, Eurotiomycetes, Eurotiales, Aspergillaceae.
CCCCCUCCCCGCCUUUGCAGCUGCCAAAAUGUUACUGCCAGUCGCCCGUUCCUUGCUCGUCUCCACCUCAUCAUCCUCCUCUUUCCAGGAUCCACUCGUCUGCCAAUUCACAUCCGCUUCACAGCUUUGUGCCGAGAGGAAAAUAUGCCUGAUUCUCGGAUUUCCGACGUAUGAGGGUUCAAUACUGGAGUGGAAAUAGUGUGCCGUAUGUUUUGCACCCUGCGGCCAAAGCUUCAAACUACAAGUCUGGGAGCAAGAUUGCCACCGAGUGGUUAAUCAGAUCCUCCUCCCCCAUCUCUUGGGUUCCCCGAGGACAGCCUCACUCCUCCUGCAGGGAUGGUCGUGUCUCUUGAUUGUCUUCCGGAGGAGAUUCUUCAUUCCAUUCUGUACUAUUUACAUCCUUGCUCUGCCGCUGCACUCGGGCAAACCAGCUAUCGAUUCAAGGAUGUGACCAGCGGACCACUACUGUGGCGUCAUUACUGUGCAGUGUACUUCAAGUCAUGGGACAAGAAACACAAAAUUCUACACAAACUCACGAUCCCGGUGUCGUCUGUCGAUUGGAAGGCACUCUUCGUGUUGAGAUACCAAAUUGACUGCGCAGUCACUCGGCUUUUGGACAGCAUUCUUGCCAGUCAAACGGGACGCAUUGAGAAGUUUCGCGCCGUUAUUGACUAUGGAUACGACGCCAAAGAUACCCUUCUGCGACACAGCGAAGUUGAAUCUGGCGAGGAUCAUCUUGCAAGAAGGUACUAUGCGCGAGCACUCUUGACUUGUCUUCAUCGGAGCAUUGCGGUUCCUGAGUGGGCCAGGCUCCGACAGGGCAAACCUGUGUCGCUUGAGCGCGCCCUGGGGGCCUUCGACCUCUUUGUCCCCGAGAGCGGAUACGGUGAUCUAGACGAGGUCACAGAAAUGUUAGAUGACCUCGUUGCCCAAUUUGUUACUUCUCUCUCUGAAUUGAAUGAUCUCAGCCCUCGCGACAAGGCUCUGUUGCUCGCGUCUUGGCUACACGAUCAUGAUCUCACGGGAAUCGAACGGGGUCGGGAAUACCAUGCCGUAGAACACAACUUCCUGGGCCUGGCUUUAAACAGUCCAGGACAUAAUUCCCUUCCCCUGAUCUCUGCCGCCAUCUAUUGCUACGUGGCGCGAGCAAUUGGCUUGGAUGCCCAUCCCUGCGGGUUUCCAUUCCACGUUCAUGUCAUUAUCAUCCCACCGCCCGGCGUGGACAUGAAUGGAGAGGCUGUCUCCGGGGCAAAUUCAGGCCCUCCAAUCUACUUGGACCCAUUCCGAGGCGCACGGGAAACCCCCGUGUCUGAUCUACGAGACCAGCUUGCUUUUCUGGGUGCUUCUGAUACGGAGCAGGCGGCGUUCCUCGGCCCAUCAUCAACGUCAGAGAUCGUCCAGCGGUGUGGCAGAAACAUUUGGACUUCAAUCAGUACAGCAACCACCCCCCCUGGCGGGCACACCACAUCGGUAGAUGUGGUGAGUGCCAAGUAUGCCUCCUUAUGGUCUUUGAUGCUGCUUGCGCGGGAUUCGCGACCCAUGGACUUGCGUCACCACCUUCCGUUGCUCAUGGAGCUUUUCGCAACUGAUUUCCCGUCCGACAUCUUUUUGGUGGAACAAUACAUUGUCCCCUUAUUCCAGGGCCUCUUUGAAUACGAACACAUUUUGGAAAGUCUUCACGUCAUGCGGGCAGUGGACGAGAUUCCCAAGCAGGUGCGGCGACGGACUGGUGAGAAUCAGAACAUCCGAUAUCAUGUGGGUCAGGUUUUCCGACACCGCCGAUAUCAGUACUGCGCUAUUAUCACCGGCUGGGAUCGGGAAUGCGGUGCCGGUGAGCAGUGGAUGCGGCGAAUGGGCAUUGAUCGCUUACAGGCUGGUCGCCAUCAAAGUUUCUAUCACGUUCUCGUGGAGGAUCGAAGCGUCCGAUAUGUGGCGGAGGAAAACAUUGACCUGAUACUUCCGGAGUUUAGCGACUUACCCUCGAGUCUGACGAGCGUCGCUGGAAAGCAUUUUAAGCGGUGGGAUCAGUCGAGUCGGGCGUUUGUGAGUAAUACGAGGGACGAAUACCCCGAUGAUUUGUUUGUUUUUUUUUUUUUUUUUUUUUGAAUUGAUCCAGUGUGUCCAUUACGCAUCGUGAUAAUAUGAAUGGUACUACUACUACUUUGUUUUAUC